AUGGCUGCCAACGUUGACAGCAAUAAUUUGAUGGGGACUUGGACCUUACCCUCUUCAUCUGGAAGAUCCAUACCGUUGUGGCUCUAUCGCCGCCUUCUCUACACGUUUCACAUGUUCUCAACGGCCAGUCCAAAUGGCGUUCGAGAAAUUGUGCAGCUACAAUUCAUUGUCACAAUAGAUGAUGACAUGCUCGAUGCUGUUUACCGUGCUUUCAUCACCCUACCUACCCAUCAGCUUCGACGACUGAGGCACAUACCAGAGAGAGACAUGGCCCCUCGCUCUGGGCUCACUGGCCCAGACGUCCAGAGCACACGACCUGUGACAGUUAUCCCAUUUAAUACCAGGCAACGGCCGCCAAGGAUUCAUGUCGAUGCAUGUACUGGUCAGAGACCGGCAGCACCAUUUAACUUGGUGAUCAAUCUAACACAAGACGAGUCCUCUGCAGACGAAGCUCAAAUCCCCGAGUCACACUGGCGAGAUAUACCACGUUAUCCAAGUGCUGCUGUGGAUGUUUGGAGACAAGCAGCACUCCCUGAAACUGAGACUCCCCAGACACAGACAGAUGAGACCGAGAAGAUCAUUGGCUUGCAUGACAUAUCUGACUCACCACCUCUCUCUCCUCAGCAAGCGCUGCCCAGCCAUCUUCUUCCAGCCCAGGCGCACGACAAUUCGGAAUCUCUCUUCAUUCCAGAGGAUGAACUACCAGAUGACCAAUUCGAAUCCCUUUUUGUCUCUGAAGAACCUGUCCAGGCAGCGAGGCAUGUCCACAACCAUCAUGGCGGCAUACGUGCCCCAGAUUGUGGCAAUAAUGAUGGUGAGAGGCACACUCAUCUGACUGCUAUAGAAGAUGAUGACCUUCAAGAAGCAAGUGACGAGGAGUUUCGACCACUUGCAAGAUGUGAGGUAGACGGACAUCGAUCACCUAGCUGUCAAGAUCAAUCAAGUCAGCCUCGGGAAUGCACGGCCAGGCCUACUCCGUCUCCUGCCCCAGCAGAUACACGAAUGGGCAAAGGCUGUACAAAACAGCCCUUUCCGGAGCUGGAGGGCGCUGGAUCUGAUGAUUUUGAAGACUAUGGUCACCCGACACUCCAACUUGUCCCGCGCAGGGCCAACAAAGAUCAGGAUUCACGCACGUCAAACAUUAACAUGAGCGACAAAAUCACAGCUGUCUGCAUCAACGAGUCAGAUAAUCCUCAUCAGUCCAGUGACCAGCUGGUAGGCAGCGCAUCUCAAUCUUUAUCUCACCAGGACGGAGCUAAAAGUGAAUAUGUUGGAGGUUCAUGGCCUGCAAACAUAUUAAGCCCCCAACGUUAUCUUGAUCCAUCUUUACCUAGAUCCCCGUCAGCGAUGGACAAUUCUAUAAGGAAUCCUGACAACAUGAUCCUAAUGACACAGGAUGACCCCUCUGCUGAAGCGAGCGACGCGAGCACAUCCUCAAGCCUGUCAAGUCUGCGCACACCAUCUGAUCCAGGCAUCCAAAUGUCAGAUACCGAAGGCAUUCCUAGCCGCAACAAUACCAAUUCAGAACCUAGCCCUGAUUCCGUCGCAUCGAAUACGGAUGAUGGAAUAGCAAAGCUAACAUCGCCUCUGCAACCUGGCGCUAGGCGUCGAGACAGAUUCGGUAUGAUGAUGGUCCUCAUUCGCCUACCGUACAGCUGGCAGUUGCGAUGGGUGCCAGCACCCAGGGAAGAGUCAUUCAGCCCACCGCGACAGCCUCCACCAAGACGAUGGGAGGACAGCGAAUGGAGGCACUACCCCCGCGUAAUGGAGGCUUUGCAGCGGCACGAUGCCAUGCUUGCAGCCCGGCGUGCGCGGGAGGAAGGCCAUGCUGCUACUACUGCCAGAGAUGAAAACAGUGACAGUGUAGGCGAGGGUGACCGUGGCGAUAGCAGUGCACACAGCGGCGAUGAUAUCAAUACCAGCGAUGACGUGCUGCCGUCCAUCGAAGAACCCGAUGCUGAUCAAGAGACUGCAACAACAUCACCCCGACGCCCAAGAAGGCGGACCGGCUCAGAGCCUCCUUUUCUCCACGACCACAAAGUUCUCCCGCGCGACGCAGCACAGCUCUACGAGUUCAAGCCAGGAUCGAUCCUGGCGGAGCAUACGCACAGCAGCGGACUCAACAGACAAAUCGGCAUUGGCUCAGGCGUUUGGAGAGGAGGCGUCUUCGUCAGCGUCGUCGAGAGCAGAGAAGUAGCAGCAGCAGGAGAUUGUGAGUGA
Exophiala aquamarina CBS 119918 is the source of this 2220-nucleotide messenger RNA. RefSeq lists its product as uncharacterized. The coding region runs from base 1 to 2220 and encodes 739 amino acids. NCBI's taxonomy places the organism in Eukaryota, Fungi, Ascomycota, Eurotiomycetes, Chaetothyriales, Herpotrichiellaceae. The record is from RefSeq and is a predicted model, not a curated record. The transcript is spliced from 2 exons.